AUGCACCGUGAUGAAUUGGAUUGGAAACACUGGACUCAAUGCAAUGGCAUUCCUAACCCUCUAGUUUUACAAGAAAUUAAUACAUAUCUGUUUUUCGAGAGACAAGUAACCUACACUAAUGACGUCCAAAACACUUAUGUAAAUAAAUGUUUAGAGAUUUUCAACAUUAUGGAUGCCAUCAAUGACAUUGUGGAUUUGCCACUGGACUUAAGUAAGAUAUUCUAUUAUUGCAUAUAAGUUUAUUCUCUUUACUUAAAUCAAAGUUUUGUUCAAUUAUUAACUUACAUGAAGUUAGCAUUACACUGUUGACAGAACUUUUCAAAAAAUAUUCAACAAUGUUCAAAUAGACUUUUUGGACAUUAUUAAAAACCUGUUGGAAUUUAUCGGAGUCCUUCUUCUUAAGCCGGAAUCACACAAUGCGUAGCACGUCACGUAGAGUGUGAAAUGGUAUAGUGCGUUACAGUUGAUGCAUCGUCUGAUUGAUGUUGCGUGGUAAGAUUUGUAUGCACGACGCGCGUCCCUAUGUCACACACCAAAGGAAAAUUGGCAUGGCGAGUCUUAUCAAUUUAACGGCGUGUUACCGUGUUAUCAUUUUCAUACUUUUUUACGUGCGUGGGCACGUGUGGACGCUAUUAUGAACCCACGUGAACCCAUAGUAAUUAUUAUUCAAAAGGGGGACCAUAAUCAAAACCGGGAGCUAAAAUGUCUAUAUAUAAACCGAAGGGGUGGAUAAGCAUAAAGCAACGGCACCAGCAUUGGCGACAGCACAUAAGCAAACGUAUAAUCAAAAUAUUAUGAAAAUACUAAAUAAUACGGAAAUGAAAUAAAAGAGAUAGCCGUGACGCGACAGCGACAGUAACGCAUAUGAGGUAAUACAAAAAUGUAUAAUGAAACGAUAAAGUCAACAACCAAAAAAAGUGGGAAACCAAAAGCAAUAGUAAAAUGUAACUUUUUGAAUUUGUCAAGUUAUGCGUAACACCGCGUGAGAGUAUGGUCGUAAAAUAACCUAAUAAUAUUUAUAAUGAAACGCGCAAACCGAUUAGCAAUACUAGAUUCCAGGAAGUAUAAACAAAUAGGAACAAUUCGGAGAACGAGAGAAUAUUUUUUAUAUUAAUACCUAGAACUAAAACAAUAGUAUCGAUACCUAUCAGAUGCGCGUGCCAAAAAUAAAAAUAUUUUAUUCCAUAAACAAGAAAAUUGUCAAAGAUGUGUACGUGUACUGUGGUAACACAUUAUGUUAAGUUAAAAAUAAUAACCCAAUAAUUAGUAUUUUAAAUAAAACCCAAGUAGAAAAAGAAAUAAGAUUAAGUGAAUUAAAUAAAAUACUUAACUUGAAAUUAACUUUAAUUAACUUGAAACGGAAUAUAAUAUAAUACAAUAUUCGGAAACAUUCCAUUUAGAGGGGGAUAUCUUAACAAUUACAAAUGCAACUAAGCACGAUAUACAUUUAAAGGAAUAUCAAUUACCUAUACAUAAACGACCUUAUCGAUUACCUUUUGUUCAACAGGGAAAAAUAAAUAAUCAAAUUUAAAAAAUGAUAGACGACGAUAUAAUUGUGCCGUCUAUGGGUCCUUGGAAUGCACCAUAGCUUUUAGUUAAAAAUAAGGCAGUCGCAAGUGGGAAAGAAAAUUUUAGAAUAGUAAUUGAUCUCAGAGCAAUUAACGAAGUAACUCGAAAUUAACAUCACCCACUUCCAAAUAUAACAGAAAUCCUUGAUCAGUUAGGUCAAUGUCAGUUAUUUAUCGUUAUAGAUUUAGUAUCGGGAUUUUACCAAAUACCUUUGGCAGAUCCAUCGCGUGAAUUUACGGCAUUUUCAACUAAUCACGGAUAUUUUUAUUUUAAACCAAUGGCAGUGGGAAUGAAAACUUCACCCUCCACUUUCCAAAGACUUAUGAGUAAUGUAUUAGCAGGAAUAAUAGAUAUAAAAUGCUUAGUGUAUUUAGACGACAUAAUCGUUUACGGGAAAAAUUUAAUCGACCAUAACAAUACAUUACGCGAAGUAUUCGAACGACUAAGAAAUAAUAAUUUAAAAAUCCAACUCAAUAAAUGUGAAUUUCUAAAAAGGGAAGAAUGUGUGUACUUAGGAUACAUUAGAACCAAACACGUAAUAAAUCCAGAUCCGAAAAAAAUCGCUUUUUACAAAACCGCUUAUAUUAACAACUGA
Messenger RNA from Cinara cedri, 2164 nucleotides. The record is from the annotation of a GenBank genome assembly. NCBI's taxonomy places the organism in Eukaryota, Metazoa, Arthropoda, Insecta, Hemiptera, Aphididae.